This is a messenger RNA of Ilex paraguariensis (yerba mate), 426 nucleotides long. The record is from the annotation of a GenBank genome assembly. NCBI's taxonomy places the organism in Eukaryota, Viridiplantae, Streptophyta, Magnoliopsida, Aquifoliales, Aquifoliaceae.
AUGGAGGUCAUUCAGUGGUCACUUUUGUGGAAUACAUUCAAGGACGAGUUUGAGAAUGAAAAGAACAUGCUUGGUGGGGCUAUAGGUGCAAAAGCAGCAGAAGAUCUUAGAGAAAGAGUGAUAGAACAUAACAUCCUCGUCGUCUCGAAGUAUUACUCACGGAUUACCUUGAAUAGACUUGCGGAUCUGCUGUGUCUCAGUAUUCAGGAAGCUGAAAAGCAUCUUUCAGAUAUGGUUGUAUCCAAAGCGCUGGUGGCAAAGAUUGACAGGCCAAUGGGUAUUAUCUGUUUCCAGAGUGCAAAGGACAGUAAUGAUAUUUUAAACUCAUGGGCCAUGAACUUGGAGAAGCUGCUUGACCUUGUGGAGAAGAGCUGCCACCAAAUUCACAAGGAAAUGAUGGUUCACAAAGCUGCCUUGAAAGUUUAA